AUUACUCACAAAGAUAUUUCUCUUAAUGAAUAUAAAGACAAGAUUCAUACAAAACUAAAAGAGAUGAAAGCUCUCCAAGUUGAAUUAUCUGUCUUGAAUUCUAAUUUAGCCUCAAAAAAUAGUGAAUUAGAGUGUAUAAAGAAUAUAUUAACUUUAAAAAAUAGUGAAUUAGAACUAAUAAAAAAUAAUUUGGCUGAAAAAAAUUUAGAGAUACGCUUCUUAGAAACUAGACUCAAAGAGCUAUUGCUCUACAAUAGAUUAUUAUCAGAACAAGUUAAGAUUGGAGAUAAGACAGAUGAAAAAAAUGAUGAUAAUAUAUCAGUUAUGCAGUCUCUGCCAAAGGAUCUGAACUCUUUAUCUCUUGCAAAAUAUUUUAUAUAUAAGUCUAAGACAGAGAAUAGUCAAAUAGAUAGAGAUAUCCAAGAAUCUUUGACUCAACAAACUUUAACCAGUUUAAAUGAUAAUAUGUCUAAAGAAUCAGAAAUCUCUAAUAAGAAUCCAGAGUAUAUUAUAUCUAAGAUAAAGAAUAAUAAUAUACCAAUAAGAAAGAUUGAAGCAUUACCUGUUGUGAUAUUAGAUGCUGGUGAAGCUUUAGACAAAGCUAAUAAACAUAUUGCAUCUCAUUGUCAAUCUCAUCCAGCUAGUCCAAUAUGGCCCUUUAGAAUAAUAGUUACAGGAAAAAGUAGAUCAGAUAAGACUAAUAUUUUAACAAAUCUUUUUCUUGAUGAUAAAGCUAAAUACAUAUAUAAAGGAAAAAAAGAUAGUAAAAGAUAUAUUUCUUGUAAUGAUUUAAUAGUUUGUGGUUAUUAUCCUGAUGAGCCAAAAUGGGCAUUCAUUAGAUAUAUUUCAUAUAAAGAUGUUUCUAAAAUUAUUCAUAGAUAUACAGAUGAUGUAAAAAAUGCAUUAAUGGUUAUUAACAGCUAUUUAUGCAAAAACAAAUUUAUUGUAUUUGAUCUAAAAAGGCCUAAGGAUGAUUUACUUGCAAUUCGGCUAAGGUUUGAUACUUCACUAGAUUUGCAAAAAGAGAUAAAAUUGUAA
This is a messenger RNA of Cetraspora pellucida, 1038 nucleotides long. Lineage: Eukaryota; Fungi; Glomeromycota; Glomeromycetes; Diversisporales; Gigasporaceae. The record is from the annotation of a GenBank genome assembly.